Molecule: messenger RNA, 1332 nt
Organism: Helobdella robusta
Lineage: Eukaryota; Metazoa; Annelida; Clitellata; Rhynchobdellida; Glossiphoniidae
Exons: 2
Coding region: 1-1332 (443 amino acids)
Source: RefSeq, a predicted model, not a curated record
AUGGAUAAUAAUAAUUCAAUAUUUUGCUGUUGCGGUAAAAAAUGUAAAAAUAAAGGAGGUCUCAAAUUACACCAACGUUCAUGUAAAGUUCACCAAAACCUUAAAUCGUCAAACAAUUCAAAUGAAAGCAACUCGGAAGCUGACCCGCCUCCACCACCACCACAAGUUCAACGUCAGUCCAACCAGCUUCAACCAAGCCACAGUCUACCGCCAUCGCCUUCAGCUUCAGCACUCAAUCAUUAUCUCCAUUCGUCAAAUGCGCCAGUCGAAGACAACAACAGAGCAAGCUCACCAUCAUCAUCGACACAGGUUCAACAACCAUUCCAACAGCCGAGCCAUGGUCCACAGUCAGCGUCAUCAGCACCCAACAUCAAUUUUAUUGCUUGUUGCUGCGGUAAAUACUGUAAAGGCAGGAAAGGCCUCAUCAUGCACCAUCGCUCGUGUAAACUUCAUAAAACUCUCAUAUUAUCUAAUACUUCCAAAGUAACUGAAUCAUCCAUAUCGCCGCACGUCCAACAACCAGUAUCCUCGUCACCAUCAAAUGUUGAAAAAACUGAAAUACCUCUCCCAGGGGUCAAACUGCCCAGAACCCCUGCUCAAUGGUCAGAAGCCAAUGCAUAUUUUCAACUUCACCAAAAGUCGCUACCAGCGUACUACAACAUCGACGAGUUUACAUUAGCGUUUCAAACAAUGAUCUACAACUACUUUGCUGCAAACUAUGGUACCAUCAAGUCGCAAACAAGUUUAAACGACAACAAAAAUAAAUCCAUUAAAACAUUGAAAAAAGAAUUAAAACAGCUUAAAUCGUUGGGCCACAACAACCACCGUUUUGACGUUCAAAUUAGCUCAAUAAGCAAAACAUUGAGAUCAAAAUUAUCGUCAAGAAAAUUAGCAACAACUAAGACACCUGACACAACAAAUCAAUUAAAACGUCGCUUUUGGUGGUUCUGUAAAAGGUUAUUUACCCAAUCAAAAAGUCAAGGUCCGUUGUUCAGUGUCGACGACUGCAAAAACUAUUUUUCCUCCGCCUUAAGCGACGACAAUUCCAAAAAAUAUCAACUCCCAAAUUGGGUUCCUAGUACAUCAAAGCCCACAACACCCUGCAACACCAGUCCGCCUUCUUAUCAUGAAAUAUCAUCAAUUGUUUACAAAUGCAAAGCAAAAUCUUCUCCGUGUCCCUUGGACCAAAUAUCAAUAAUACCUUUCAAAAGAUGCCCAAUUCUUCGAACCAUUCUACAACAACUAAUAGCUCAAUAUUCUUUCAACGAUGUAUUGAUAGAGACAGUUAUAAAGCUAUUGUAUGGCAUAUAUUGUGACAGAAGCAAUUUGUGA